CCGGGGCGGGUCUGCGGGGCCCGGAAGUCGUUAGGGAACUCGGCCGAGAAGUCGGCUUUUAAAUCGUUUGCUGUCGUUUUUCCUCACUCGCUGGUCCUGGCACUGCUACCGCUCCCGCCGCCAUGGGGAAACGGCAGCAUCAGAAGGACAAGAUGUACAUUACCUGUGCUGAAUACACUCACUUCUAUGGUGGCAAGAAACCAGAUAUCCCACAAGCAAAUUUUCGUCGCCUACCUUUUGAUCACUGCAGUCUCUCUCUGCAGCCCUUCGUCUACCCAGUCUGCACCCCCGAAGGAGUCGUCUUUGACUUGCUUAACAUCGUCCCUUGGCUUAAGAAGUAUGGGACCAACCCCAGCAAUGGAGAGAAGCUGGAUGGGAGGUCCCUGAUCAAGCUGAACUUUGCAAAGAACAACGAAGGAAAGUACCACUGCCCAGUGCUAUUCACCGUGUUCACCAACAACACCCACAUCGUAGCUGUCAAGACCACGGGCAAUGUCUAUACCUAUGAGGCAGUGGAGCAACUAAAUAUCAAGGCCAAGAACUUCCGAGACCUGCUGACAGACGAGCCCUUCUCUCGGCAGGACAUCAUCACCCUCCAGGACCCCACCAAUUUGGACAAAUUCAAUGUCUCCAACUUCUUUCAUGUGAAGAAUAACAUAAAAAUAACAGAUCCUGAUGAAGAAAAGGCCAAACAGGACCCAUCUUAUUAUUUGAAAAAUACAAACACCGAGACCCGAGAGACGCUGCAGGAGCUCUACAAAGAGUUCAAAGGGGACGAGGUUCUGGCUGCCACCAUGAAAGUCCCAGAGAAGAAGAAAGUGGACAAGCUGAAUGCUGCGCACUAUUCCACUGGCAAGGUCAGCGCCUCCUUCACCUCCACUGCCAUGGUUCCAGAGACUACGCACGAAGCAGCUGCCAUCGAUGAGGAUGUGCUGCGCUACCAGUUUGUGAAGAAGAAGGGCUAUGUGCGGCUGCACACCAACAAGGGCGACCUCAACCUGGAGCUGCACUGCGACAUGACACCAAAAACCUGUGAAAACUUCAUCAAACUCUGCAAGAAGCAGUAUUACGAUGGCACCAUCUUCCACAGAUCCAUCAGGAACUUUGUGAUCCAGGGGGGAGACCCCACUGGCACAGGCACAGGUGGGGAGUCGUACUGGGGAAAGCCCUUCAAAGAUGAAUUCCGGCCCAACCUCUCGCACACGGGCCGGGGUAUCCUCAGCAUGGCCAACUCGGGGCCCAACACCAACAAGUCUCAAUUCUUUAUCACCUUCCGCUCCUGCGCAUACCUUGACAAGAAGCACACUAUCUUCGGGCGGGUUGUUGGGGGCUUUGACACACUGACAGCCAUGGAGAACGUGGAGAGUGACCCCAAAACUGACCGCCCUAAGGAGGAGAUCCGCAUUGACUCCACCACGGUGUUUGUGGACCCCUACGAGGAGGCUGACGCUCAGAUUGCUGAGGAGCGGAAGAAGACGCAGCUCGAGGAGGUGGCCCCAGAAAGCACAGUGAAAACAAGCCAGCCCAAGCCGGGGAGCCAGGGCCCCCAGACGUACCGCCAGGGGGUGGGCAAGUACAUCAACCCGGCAGCCACGAAACGUGUAGCAGAGGAAGAGCCCUCAACCAGUGCAGUUGUCCCUGUAGCCAAGAAAAAACCCAGCCGAGGUUUUGGGGACUUCAGCUCAUGGUAGCAGCAGGUCUGUCACUCUGGGUCCCCGUAGGGACUCAGGGCUGGGGACUUGUAUCCACAUCACAGAGUUUUCUGUCCUCCUGACUACAUCUCACUAGAGCUCUUGCUUGUUCCCCUUUCCUGGCCCCUGGGCCUUCCCAACCUUCACUUGGUACAGUGGCCUGGCCCUGUUUCCAGGCCUGAACCUACCUAGAACCCUCGACCUGGACCACCAGGCGUGGGCUGUGGCCCUUAGACCAGCCUGCAGCACGGGUCUGGGACAGGGAGGAAGGCUGUGUCCUGACUCUGGCCUUCCUCCCUUCCCCACCCCACUUCGGUCAUUUUGUCUGAGACUGUUUACUCAGUGUAUCACCUGGGACCUGGUUAGAAACAGAGUCUCAGACUUCGGAUCUUCUGAUCGGGAGACUCUGGGGGCAGGGUUCGGCAUCCAAACCUUGGGGGGCCCCUGCUGCCGGUGGCUUGAGGAUGCUAGACUAGAGCCUUGACAUCAGUUUCUAAAACCUCUUCUGCUGCCUUAUACCUGGGCUUACUGAGGCCCACCCAACAAGGACCAUGGGUGGUCACAGCUAUGUUCCCCCGAGGGCCACACCCAGGACUGCCCACCUCUCCGGCUCAGGACAGGACCAGGACCACACAUGGGAGAAGCCAGCCAGCGCCUGCUGUUACCAAUGGAUGUGCCAAAGGCCGCAGAGAGCUGGUGUGCCCCCUGGCCCCCUGCCUCCCCACAUGCUCACUUGACCCCCAGCCCUAGCACCAGAGCUUCUAGGCCAGCCUCACCAGCGUUUCCAGACUUAAAAAUCCCUUAACUCUAUUUUUCUAUAAAUGUCUUUUAAAAAACAUACUUGCUUGCCUGCCCACCCUUUUUUUUUCAUUCCAUAGCCUGUGCCAGCCUGGUUUCCAUGCUUCUGACCUUGACACGGCUACCUCGGCCUUCCCAAAGUGCCUCUGCAGAAGGGUGGGGACAGCUGCCGCCUCCCACUGUCUGUCUCCUUUGGCCCCAAGGCUGUCCACUCCUCACACCCACUCCUAAGGCCUAUGGUCUAAAGGUCAGCACAGGCCACCACUCUUUCUAGCUUGUCCUUGGUUCUUCCCCUCACCCAAACUUCAAAUUCCAGAACAUGCUGGGGGGCUCUUCUUUUUCCAUCUCUAAUGCUGAACCCCAGGUCUAAGCCCCUUAUCUCUCACCUGCAUCUGUUCAAGCCCCUUGUGCAUAUCCACACAGGUCAUAUCUGUGUCACCCGCCUAAAGCUCAUCAGCCUGUGGUCAUCCUGCUUCAGGCCUGCCACCAGCUUUCCUCUGUGCUGAGAACAAGGCUGAGCCCCACAGGCACCCUGUGCCUCUGCAAUCCCUUGCCUGUGACCAUAACUGGAACCAGGGACCUGGGCUCUAGGGAGUGACCUCUCAGCCUCUGCCUUUGGCCCUCAUCCCUCUUCAUGACCUCCUCACCACUACCCUCCCAAUUAGUGAAGGGCUUACACUCCAGUGUUUGUGCCUGAAAUGUAUCCCAAGAGUCUGGUUCACCCAGGAGGAGAGGGCUGGAUGCAGUGACAGCCAUGUAAACGCACUUGCAGGCCACUGACUAGUCGCUCGUGGACUCCGGGUACGUGGGGGUGAAGAGGGAGUCCCAGAGGGCUCCUAACCCCUCAGCGUUCAGGAGGGGUGAGCUCAAGUUAGGCGUUCUCGGGCUACGUGCACAAGCCCAACUGGUAGGAGCCCGGUGACACAGAGCUCUAGGAGACAGUGGGCCGCAUGGCCCCACACGGGACCGGAGCCGCAGCAGGGAAAGCUCUGUUGCCUUAUGCCUGGACUCACUGAGGCCCGCCCAGCAAGGACCAUGGGUAGUCACAGCCACAUUCCCCUGUGGCCCACACCCAGGACUACCUGCCUCUCCACCUCAAGGAACAGGAGGACCCCACAUGGGAGAAGCCAUGGACAAUGAGAACUGUGGGAAUCCAGGGCCCCCAGGGCCCACAACAGGAGGUGCUACUGGGAAGGACACAUCUGACAUUGGAAGCUUUAUUUUUGAACCUCACACGGACACAGAGGACAGAGGGCUGGACGCAGAGGCUGAAGGAGGCUUGUGCACGUGAGCUUGACAGUCCUGCUCCAAGGGGCAAACCUUCGGGCUGUUGUCCAUUGGUCCGUCCCUCCAGCUGCACCCAGUGACCACAUGCACCUGGCCCAAGGCAUGGCCAGGCCACUCUGGGCUGCAGAUCCACCCAAGAGCCUUUGACAAAUGAGGGUUUACAUUUCUGUAGGUCAUUUUGGAACUUAGUUUUCUAGGUAUUAAAACCACUUGGAUUUUUUAAGUACCUGGUGAAGUCAUCAGGUAAAUUAAAGGACUUUUGAAA
This is a messenger RNA of Lynx canadensis (Canada lynx), 4041 nucleotides long. It is a transcript of the gene PPIL2, whose product is annotated as peptidylprolyl isomerase like 2. Gene Ontology annotation, cellular component: catalytic step 2 spliceosome. The record is from RefSeq and is a predicted model, not a curated record. NCBI's taxonomy places the organism in Eukaryota, Metazoa, Chordata, Mammalia, Carnivora, Felidae. Bases 123 to 1691 code for a protein of 522 amino acids. The transcript is spliced from 20 exons. Gene Ontology annotation, molecular function: peptidyl-prolyl cis-trans isomerase activity; ubiquitin-ubiquitin ligase activity. Gene Ontology annotation, biological process: protein folding; protein polyubiquitination; protein peptidyl-prolyl isomerization.